AUGUUUGAUGUCGGCUACCAUAACCAGACAGCUGUUGACAUUUCUCAGGUAGUCAUGGAUCACAUGGAACAUCGAAACCGUCACCGGCCAUCCAUUCGUUGGAUCACGGCCGACUGCCGGAACCUGGCGGAGAUCGCUGAUGACAGCUUUCCCUUGGUGGUGGACAAGAGCACACUGGAUGCAUUCUUUUGCAAUGAUCAACACGCGCUGGCCAUCAUGGAGUUCUUGAAGGAGGCAUAUCGCGUGACCAGUGUUGGAGGAGCCUUCAUCUCAGUGAGCAUGCAUCGUCCCAAGGCGUCAUGCCCUGGUUACAUCAUAAGCUCUUCGCUUGGAAAACGGUGGCCAUCGCCAUUGAGGAUGGUCAACCUGCAGAUCGUCCAAGGUGUCAUGCGUACAUUUGUGGCCCGAAGCGUUGCGAAGCGCACAAGUCCUUAG
Messenger RNA from Cladocopium goreaui, 435 nucleotides. The record is from the annotation of a GenBank genome assembly. Lineage: Eukaryota; Dinophyceae; Suessiales; Symbiodiniaceae.